GAGGCCUGGCGCCACCCCCAUUCCUGCCACUGGGUCUCAGGUCAGGCCCCAGCAAGUCUAGAGUAGGGGUGUGGAGACAGAGCCACCCAAUCCCGUAGAGACAGGUUUCACAACUUCCCGGAUGGGGCUGUGGUGGGUCACAGUGCAGCCUCCAGCCAGGAGGAUGGGGUGGCUCCCACUCCUGCUGCUUCUGACGGGGUUCUCAGGGGCCCCUGGGCAGCGCUCGCCCUUGAAUGACUUCCAGGUGCUCUGGGGUACGGAGCUGCAACACCUGCUACACGCAGUGGGGCCCAGGCCUUGGCAAGAGGAUGUGGCAAAUGCUGAGGAAUGUGCAGGGCUUUGUGGGCCCCUACUGGACUGCAGGGCCUUCCACUACAAUGUGAGCAGCCAUGGUUGCCAGUUGCUGCCAUGGACCCAGCACUCACCACAUACACGGCUGCAGCGUUCCAGGCGCUGUGAUCUCUUCCAAAAGAAAAUCUAUGUUCGGACUUGCAUCAUGGACAAUGGGGUCGAGUACCGGGGCACCGUGGCCAUCACCAUGGGUGGCCUACCCUGCCAGCGCUGGAGCCACAGGUUCCCCAACGACCACAAGUGAGACAGACUGCAGCUCCCCUCUAUCCCUGCCGGCCUGGCGCCUGCCCCCACUACGCUGUAUUGCUACUCUCACAGGUACACUCCCACACUUCGAAAUGGCUUGGAGGACAACUUCUGCCGCAACCCGGAUAGGGACCCCGGAGGUCCCUGGUGCUACACAACAGACCCUGCCGUGCGCUUCCAGAGCUGCGGCAUUAAGUCCUGCCGGCAGGCCGCUUGCCUUUGGUGCAAUGGCGAGGAUUACCGCGGCUCAGUGGACCUCACGGAGUCAGGACGCGAGUGUCAGCGCUGGGACCUGCAGCACCCGCACCCUCACCCCUUCGAGCCCCGCAAGUUCCUGGACAAAAGUCUGGACGACAACUAUUGCCGGAAUCCGGACGGCUCGGAGCGGCCCUGGUGCUAUACCGCGGACCCGCAGAUGAAACGAGAGUUCUGCGACCUCCCCCGCUGCGGGUCCGAGGCACAGCCGCGCCGGGAGGCCACGACGCUCAAUUGCUUCCGCGGGAAAGGCGAGGGCUACCGGGGCACGGUCAACACCACCGCCGCGGGCGUGCCCUGCCAGCGUUGGGACGCGCAGCAUCCGCAUCAGCAUCGCUUUGCGCCGGAAAAGUAUGCGUGCAAGGACCUUCGGGAGAACUUCUGUCGGAACCCCGACGGAUCGGAGGCGCCCUGGUGCUUCACAUCGCGGCCUGGCAUGCGCGUGGCCUUCUGCUACCAGAUCCGGCGCUGCACCGACGACGUGCGGCCCGAAGACUGCUACCACGGCGCGGGGGAACUGUACCGCGGCUCAGUCAGCAAGACCCGAAAGGGCGUCCGAUGUCAGCACUGGUCCGCGGGGACGCCGCACAAGCCCCAGUUCACGCCCACCUCCGCCCCACACGCACCACUGGAGGAGAACUUCUGCAGGAACCCAGACGGGGAUAGUCACGGGCCCUGGUGCUACACCACAGAUCCGGGGACUACGUUCGACUACUGUGCACUGCGGGGCUGCGAUGAUGACCAACGGCCCUCCAUCCUGGAGCCCCCAGACCAGGUGCUGUUUGAGAAGUGUGGCAAGAGAGUGACCCGCCUGGACCCAUGGCGCUCCAAGCUGCGCGUGGUGGGCGGUCAGCCUGGGAACUCACCCUGGACAGUCAGCUUGCGCAACCGGCAGGGCCAGCACUUCUGCGGAGGCUCCCUAGUGAAGGAGCAGUGGGUUCUGACUGCCCGGCAGUGCUUCUCCUCUUGCCAUGGGCCUCUCACUGGCUAUGAGGUGUGGCUAGGCACCCUGUUCCAGGACCCACAGCCCGGGGAGCCAGGCCUGCAGCGCAUCUCAAUGGCCAAGAUGGUCUGCGGGCCCUCUGGCUCCCAGCUUGUUCUGCUCAAGCUGGAGAGACCUGUGACCCUGAACCAGCGUGUGGCCCUGAUCUGCCUGCCCCCUGAGUGGUAUGUGGUGCCUCCAGGCACCAAGUGUGAGAUCGCAGGCUGGGGCGAGACCAAAGGUACAGGGGACAACACGGUCCUGAACAUAGCCUCCCUCAAUGUCAUCUCCAACCGGGAAUGUAACAUCAAGCACCGAGGUCGCGUACGCGAGAGUGAGAUGUGCACUGAAGGACUGUUGGCCCCUGCUGGAGCCUGUGAGGGUGACUACGGGGGCCCACUUGCCUGCUUUACUCACGACUGCUGGGUCCUGGAGGGAAUUAUAAUCCCCAACCGAGUGUGCGCACGGCCCCGCUGGCCAUCCAUCUUCAUGCGUGUCUCUGUGUUUGUGGACUGGAUUCACAAGGUCAUGAGGCUGGGCUAGUCCCAGCCUCAAUCCUGUGGGCCUCGGGGAGGACGAAGCUUUCUGUCAGACAUAA
This is a messenger RNA of Physeter macrocephalus (sperm whale), 2432 nucleotides long. It is a transcript of the gene MST1, whose product is annotated as macrophage stimulating 1. Gene Ontology annotation, molecular function: receptor tyrosine kinase binding; serine-type endopeptidase activity. The record is from RefSeq and is a predicted model, not a curated record. Lineage: Eukaryota; Metazoa; Chordata; Mammalia; Artiodactyla; Physeteridae. Gene Ontology annotation, biological process: proteolysis; regulation of receptor signaling pathway via JAK-STAT.